Messenger RNA from Plutella xylostella (diamondback moth), 2222 nucleotides. It is a transcript of the gene Y-d, whose product is annotated as yellow-d. NCBI's taxonomy places the organism in Eukaryota, Metazoa, Arthropoda, Insecta, Lepidoptera, Plutellidae. The record is from RefSeq and is a predicted model, not a curated record. Gene Ontology annotation, cellular component: extracellular region.
AAAUACUUAAACGUGAAUUAAGUCACAGUAAUUAACUGCUAUCUAGAACUUCCGUUACCUUAUACGAACGUUUACUACGACGAAAAAAAUAAUCAAAUAUCUCUCUUACGAUAUACGUAUAACGAAACUAGAAUCAAAUAUCUAACAUAACGUGGACUUUUACGGCCAUUAAUACUAAACCUAAUUAUGUGCUUAAUGACAACUACAACUUAAUUUGGAUAUGGAUAAGUGGCGUUAAUGUAUAUUAUGUACAGUCAGAUUAAAUAAUUGAAUAUGAUCAAUCAUAUUUUUAACAUAAUUAAGUAAUUAAAUACCAUAAACUGUUUAAUGUUCAUGUAUAUAUGCCUGAUUUUAUUGAAUAUGUGGCUGACUGUACAAAUCUUAUACCCUUAGGACAAGACUGAAUACCAAGAAAUUCAACACUUGAACUGAGCCCAAUGUUAAUGUGCCCCAAUUCCCAUACGGAUUCUUUGAUUGUUGUGAUUUUAAAAGAACUUAUUCGACGAAUCUAUAAAUCGCAGGGUAUGCUCGAGAUAUUUAGUCUCAGGUAUUUUUGCGACAUAUAAACCGUUAGUGCAGUGGUCUACAGCUAUUUGCCUUACAUCGGAGCUGGCAGUUAGCCCACAGGGCUGGUCAGUGCUGGACAUUGGACUAUUUGGAGUGUGAAUUCGUGUUAGUGCGAGAUGUUCCCGGUUUCCGAGCAGCAGUACACUCUCUGCGAUGAGCUCCUCAGUCAAUAUGAUCCGCGGGUGCUGGACGUGUUCAAACAAGAGUUGUCAUACGGCAUGGAGCGUUUCUUCCUGCUGUCGUUCUGCCUGGCGUGCUGCUGGCCCGGCCUCGGCGCCAAGUCUGACCUGAGGGUGGUCCGGCAGUGGGCUGAGCUGGACUUCGCCUUCCCGAGCGAGGCUGAGAGGAGCCUGGCGCUGGCCUCCAGGGCCUAUGUGCCGGGGAAUUCGGUGCCGAUUGAUGUGGAUGUGCAUCAUAGAGGAGGUGGUCAAAUGUCGCGCAUCUUCAUCACGAUCCCGCGGUUCGACGAGGGCCGGCCCAUGACGCUCGGCACGGUGGACGAGCGCGGGCAGGUCUCGGCCUACCCCGACUACCAGUGGAACAACAACCAGGGGCAGAACUGCGACGGACUCACCUCCGUGUUUAGAGUUGCUAUAGACGAGUGCAGCCGGCUGUGGGUGAUGGACACGGGCAAGAUCGGCGACACCCAGUACUGUCCCCCGCAGCUGCUGGCCUUUGACCUCGGCACCGACCAGCUCAUCUACCGGUUCAAGGUCAACUCCAGCCUGUAUACCGACACCUCGCUGUAUAUUACACCCGUGGUAGACGUACGCUCGCGGGGCCCCGGCGACUGCGCCGACACGUUCGUGUAUGUGGGCGAUGUGUCCGGCUUCAGCCUGCUGGCCGUGGACGUGGCCGGCGAUCGCGCCUGGAGGAUCACGCACCGCCUGUUCUUCCCCUUCCCUAGCCGCGGGUCGUUUACUAUUGAUGGUGAGAGCUUCGACCUGAUGGACGGCAUCCUGGGCAUGGCCCUAUCUCCGGUGAGCCGGCGCAACGAGCGGUACCUGUACUUCCACGCACUUGCCUCCACCACGGAGAAUGUCGUGAGGACCAGCAUCCUGAGGAACUCUUCCUUCCUCACUAAUCCUAAUGCUGACCCGCAGGCUAUGAACGUAUUUCCGGAAGAGCGGCUAACACAAUCAGCGGCAGAAGCGAUGGAUCGCAACGGCAUCCUCUACUUCGGGGUGAUGGACCCCCCCAGUAUACUCUGCUGGAACUCAGCCACAGAGUUCGCUCCACGGAACUUCCACACCAUCGCAGUCAACCAGGAGACCCUCCAGUUCGCCAGCGGAGUCAAAGUAGUCAACAACCUCAAAGGCGAACAAGAACUUUGGGUUCUAACCAGCAGCUUCCAGAGAGUCAUGACCGGGACUCUCAACUCUAAUAGGGUGAACUUCAGGAUACACGCUGAGAAGAUCCCGAGGUUGUUAGGGAACAACCCCUGCACGAUGCCCCCAAAGGAUCGCCUCCAUGGUUACCAUGCGAAUCUUAUCACCCCGAUGACAGACCGCAUUCAUGGUUCCUACAGGUAUGGCGCUGUGUCAUAUCUUUAGAAAUACGCGCCAUGUCUGAUGAUCUGCUGAGUGGUUUCAUGUGGUACACGCCAUAAAUUGUAAGAUAGGGUAAUUUAUUGUAAUUAAAAAGUUAUGUUUUAA